This is a messenger RNA of Linum tenue, 3773 nucleotides long. The record is from the annotation of a GenBank genome assembly. NCBI's taxonomy places the organism in Eukaryota, Viridiplantae, Streptophyta, Magnoliopsida, Malpighiales, Linaceae.
AAAAUCUCACUUCCUUACUACCUGUCCACUGUCGUCGUCUCUGCAGUUUCCUUCCCCUCCUUCCACUCUGCAACAACCUACUUCUGUAAUCUCCACUUCUCCUUCCACUUGGAAGUAGAGAGACGAAGAGAGAGGGAUAUGAUUCUCUCGGCCCUGCUCACUUCAGUUGGAAUCAAUCUCGGCCUCUGUUUCUUGUUCUUCACUCUCUACUCCGUGCUCCGGAAGCAGCCAUGGAACAGCGCCGUCUACGCUCCACGCCAGAUCGCUAAGCAAAGACGAAAAUCUCAGAACGGCGGCGACGAGGAGGAGGAGGAGGAGGAUGGUUUCUUCAACUUCGACAUGCUGUUGCCUUCCGCUGGCUGGGUGCGACGCGCGUGGCAGGUCUCCGAGGACGAGUUGCUCUGCCGCUCCGGCCUCGAUGCUGUUGUUUUCAUACGCAUUUUCGUCUUCAGCUCGAGAGUGUUCGCGAUCGGCGGGGCGAUUGGGAUUUUCGUUCUCCUUCCGGUGAACUACUUGGGGAAUCAAUUGAGUAUCGACUUCUAUGAUUUGCCGAACAAGAAUCUGGAAACUUUCAGUAUAUCGAAUGUUAAUGAUGGAUCAAACUGGUUAUGGGUUCACUUUUCGGCUGCCUACAUCUUUACUGGAGUUGUCUGCUACCUUCUUUAUUAUGAGUAUAACCACAUCUCCCUGAGAAGGAUUGCUUCUUUUCACUCGUCUCCACCUCAGCCACGUCACUAUACGAUUGUUGUCCGUGGUAUACCAUCUUCUGAAGGAAGAAGCUUUAGUGAAGCUGUCCAGGCGUUUUUUACUGAUAAUCAUCCAUCUACAUAUCUUUCGCACAUGGUGGUUCAUCGUACGAGCAAAAUUCGAAGUCUCAUUGUAAGCUUUUUGGGGUGGACUGCAGAUUGAUUCAUUAGAAAUGAGAAAGAUGCAGAGAAACUAUACAGAACUCUUGCCCGGGCGAAAUCACAGAGUUCGCAGCAAAUAAAUAAAAAAGAUAGGUUAUUGGGCCUCUUCCAGGGCAGGGAUACUGAUGUCAGCCAUUAUGAGCAAAAGUUGGAAGAUUUGGAGAGAAAUGUGAGAACAGAACAGCAUUCUUUGACUGGGGAGUUGCCUAAAACCAGCGUUGAAGUUCCAGCUGCUUUUGUGUCAUUCAAGUCACGAUUUGGUGCUGCAGUAGCUCUUCAUAUGCAACAAGGUCUCGAUCCCACAGAGUGGCUCACAGAGGAAGCUCCUGAGCCUCGUGACAUCCAUUGGUCGUCCUUUUCUUCUUCAUUCAUGAAAAGAUGGAUUAGCAGGAUAGUUGUCGUGGUUGCGUGUGUUGCCCUCACAAUUCUCUUCCUUAUUCCAGUUGUUUUAGUGCAAGGUCUGGCUAAUCUGGAGCAGCUGGAAACUUGGUUUCCUUUCCUGAAAGGCAUUCUAGAUCUGACCAUUGUCAGCCAAAUCGUUACUGGAUAUUUACCAAGUCUCAUUCUGCAGCUGUUCCUGUAUCUGGUGCCACCUGUUAUGUUAAUGUUGUCCUCUAUGGAGGGAUACCUUUCAUCUAGCAGCACGGAAAAAAGCGCAUGUACCAAGGUUUUGUGGUUUACAAUAUGGAACAUCUUUUUUGCAAAUGUACUAUCAGGUUCAGCUUUCUAUCAGGUGAAUAUCUUCCUUGAACCGAAGAAUAUUCCCAAAAUACUAGCUGAAGCUGUUCCAGGUCAGGCAACCUUCUUUAUCUCAUACGUCGUUACAUCUGGAUGGACGAAAUUAUCAUCUGAAAUCUCUCAGCUGACUUCUCUGCUCUGGAGUUAUGUCACGGGAGUGUUUUCCAGCAAUGACGAUGAGGAAAUUGAGGUCCCAAAGCUGCCCUACCACAGCGAAAUUCCAAGAAUCCUCUUCUUUGGACUCCUGGGCACAACAUACUUCUUCCUUGCACCAUUAAUCCUUCCAUUUCUCUUGAUCUACUUCUGCAUUGGAUACAUCACCUUCCGCAACCAGCUACUAAAUGUAUACGAACCGAAAUACGAAACUAAUGGAAGGUUUUGGCCAAUAGUACAUGGUUCCACAAUCUUCUCCUUGAUCCUGAUGCAUGUUAUUGCCAUUGGAAUAUUUGGGCUGAAGAAGCUGCCUUUAGCAUCCACUUUAACUGUGCCGCUCCCCAUUCUCACACUUCUCUUCAAUGAGUACUGCCGCAGACGAUUCGUACCCCUAUUUCAAUACUAUCCAACCGAGAGUAUCGUGAAAAAAGAUAAAGAAGACCAAAAUCGGCCGAACAUGGCUGAGUUCUACGAUAAAUUAGUUACCGCAUACCGUGAUCCAGCAUUGUUGCCAGUUCAGUAUGCCAGGAACAACAGCAGCCUCAGUUCUCCCCUUCUACAAUCACAAGUUUGAAGCCAGGUUCUUGUUAUUGUGUGCUGACGUGUAUUCUAAAGUAUCAUGCUGGGUCGACAUCUACCCAUUGUUGUUGUAUCUUGCGUUUGGGAAAUAAGGAAGCGAUUGUGGUGUGUUAUGUUCUAUAAAUUGGAGCAUCAACUAUCAUCUACUAUGUUCAGUCAACGCAUCCAUUUGGUAGGCAAAGAGAUCACAUUAACAAACCAUAGAAGGAAAAAGAAGAGAACAUUCCUAUAAAAUUCCAGUACAUUGAUUAAUCUCUCCGGUCAAGAAACCGCUUUUGGCCCAACAAGCCAGGAGACAUCCUCCCAAAGCCCAAAACUAGCUUCCUUAUCCAGCCCAAUAACACUCGAGCUACAGGCCGCCAAAGUCCAAUACCCAGCAUCAAUCUCCUCCUUCAACUGCUCCGUCUCCCAACCGCAAUACCCGUCGAAGAAUCUGAAAUCCCCGACGCCGACCAUAUUCCUCUUCACCAUCUCCGCCGCGCACCCCGCCGUCUCCUUCGUCCCGUAGUACAGCCCUUUCAUCACCUCCUCGAACACCCCGCUCCUCGCCAGCCUGUCCUUGUCGUACCCACCUCUGGGCCUCACCAGAAACAGGCCUUCCUCCAAUGGGCCUCCGAAGAACAACGGCCGGCCCGAAAACGCUUCUGGAGGCAUCACAUUCACAGACAGAGAAGACGACGUCGUGGCGGUGUUUCGCAUCUCCUUGAUGGACAUGAGGGACGGGCUGUUGAGGAUGAUGCCCAAUGGGCCUGCAGGGCCCGUUGAAAGGAGAAGGACCACCGUCCGUUCGAAGAUGUGGACCCCGUCCAGCUUCUCCGUUGCGAUGAGCAGGCACCCUCUUUCCGGCUCGUGGAUGGCGUGGGCCCAUCUAUCUCCCACCGUCACCAGCUGCGGCGGCGGUUGUGCUGUACGCUUCUCGUCUAGAUCUGCCGCCGGCGAGCUUUUCCCGGUGCUCGCGGUCAUAAAGGCUUGCUCGUUAGCGACCAUUUUCGCCCUGAACCAUCUCCAAUCAGCCUGCAGGAAGGAUUCGGCGUGCUGAUGCAGAUCGUCGGACGAUCCCGCCGAUUGACAGCCUGUAAUGGAGGAGGAAAGGCGAACUCUUUUGGGUUGAAAUUGUGAUCCAUUGGAGCAUCUUCUUGAACAAGGGAAGUGGAGGAAUCUGGAUGAAGGAGUGGGGAAUUCUAGUGCAGUAGUAGUUUUGGUGAAGGGAUUGGAGGAACUGAGAAAGCAAUUGGCAUCCAUGAUCAUCCAAGCUUUUUUCCUCUGUUUUUGUCGGUUUGAAAUCGGGUGGGUUCUGGAGAAGUAUUUAUAGAGAGUGUGAGGAUUGCUGAGAACCACAUGAAGUCACUCAGUGAGUCACUUUAUCCCGUGUAGUGUAGAGCAAAUGUUAUAAUA